Didymella exigua CBS 183.55 is the source of this 852-nucleotide messenger RNA. RefSeq lists its product as uncharacterized. The annotation marks the transcript as partial. The transcript is spliced from 5 exons. Lineage: Eukaryota; Fungi; Ascomycota; Dothideomycetes; Pleosporales; Didymellaceae. The record is from RefSeq and is a predicted model, not a curated record.
AUGGAACUGCCCCCUUUGAGCGUCAUUCUAUCUUGGCCUCUACCAAACUACAACGACCCUGUCACUCGGGGCAACGCGCUUGUCAUUGCCAAUGCUAUAUUCCUGACUUUGGUGCUGAUUGUUGUGUCACUGCGUCUGUACUGCCGACUAGCAGUUCGAAUAUGGUUCGGGCCUGAUGAUCUCUUCAUUCUCGCAGCUUUGUUCUUCACUAUCUGCCUAACCGCGGUUGUCAUCCUGGCUAAUGAACACUUUGGAUGGAACAAACACAUCUGGGAUAUUCCAUUAGAGUCAUUGUCAUCGAGUCUCAAAAUUGGGUUGGUCGCUAAGAUAGCAUAUAUAUGGGCGGCGUCAUGUACAAGGCUGUCUCUGCAUUUUUUCUACUAUAGGCUUACGGGAGGCGCCAACAAGCCGUGGUUCAAAUGGCUCGUCCACGCGAAUGUUGCGUUGACCGUUUCUAUACUAAUAACCGUCACGUUUGUGUCGAUCUUCGCAUGUCACCCGGUGUCAGACUACUGGAAAAUUGGUUCGGCUCCCGGCACAUGCCUUGAUGAGGGCGCCUCGGGCUUGGGCAGCGGUAUUGUCAAUUGCAUUGCAGAUUUCACGACCUGGCUCACACCCAUACCGCUGGUGAUCGGUCUUCAAAUGCCCCUCAGACAACGAAUUAGCAUUAUCGCGCUGUUUGCUUUAGGCAUCAUUGUGACUAUAAUUGGGAUCGUUCGGACAUGGUUCAUCUACAAGGCCAUACUGACGGCAGAUAUCACCUGGCAUACCUAUCCAUUGUGGAUCGCCGCCGCCGUCGAAAUCGAUCUUGGCGUCAUAUGUGCAUCAGCUCCGGUUCUUCGUCCUCUGAUU